Messenger RNA from Esox lucius (northern pike), 2786 nucleotides. It is a transcript of the gene wdr25, whose product is annotated as WD repeat domain 25. Lineage: Eukaryota; Metazoa; Chordata; Actinopteri; Esociformes; Esocidae. The transcript has 7 exons. The record is from RefSeq and is a predicted model, not a curated record. Bases 409 to 1890 code for a protein of 493 amino acids. Gene Ontology annotation, molecular function: protein binding.
UGUACGGUUGUCACGGUAUGUCCCUCGAAUGAUUAGUGUAUAAUACAAAUGAUAUAUAAAUCAAUCACUCCCUUUCUCUGUCUGUUUCCAUCUCUUCGGUUAUUGUCACUUCUCCGGGCUGUUACGGGCACCAAGUUAGUAUAAUAUUCCCGCCCGCUUUCAAUUCACUAUAACUGCAUUGGCAUUCUGAGUCACAUGGGAAAGAGUUGAACGUUUCCUUACAUAUCGCAGAAAUGCACGAGCAUCAGGGUCAUCAAAUGUGCGCUUUCGAAAUAAUUGAAGCACUAGCCAGUUGCGCAGCCAUUGUGACUGAAGCGCUUGCUAUCCUCACCCCAAUAAUGGACCAAACUUAGACCCUGUCCUCUUGCCAUUUUGAUUCAAAAUCUAGGAUUUUUGGGGGAACAGGAUAUGACUUCAUUAGUGGCCUAUGAUGAUUCUGACCAGGAAGACGAAGAGGAAGGCAGGGGACUCUCUCCACUUGCCACUUCUCCCAAGGAUAAUAUGUGGCGGUCCCAUAGAGACCUGGUGUCACUGGGUACUAAGUUCCAUCAACCAUUACCCAGUCGCCACGACAAGGAAUAUGAAAUAGGGCAACAUGCUGGUGCUGGUGAUGUUGGUAGGACACUUUCAGAACCUCCCAGGGAGAUGAAUCCCACUCCGUCGGAUAUUGUGGAGAGCAGCUCAGCAUCAAGACCGCACCUUCCUCGGCAUCUCAGCGACUGCAUGAAAGAGCCACCGGCGUCGCCACUGAAGAGGCACGUGGCCCCGCCUCCUGGCAUCCGGCCGUACAUACCCAAGAGACAGAGGACGGUGCCCGCCGCGGAGGGGGUAGAGCCAACGCCUUCGGGGGCCGACGUCACCCCCGACCCGUCCACCGUCUCACGGCUGCUGAGCGAGGUCUCUGAGCGGGUGCGUCCGUACCUGGGCCCCAGGCCUGGGCCUCGCGGGGCGGAGCUGCCCAGGCGUGUGCGGCUCCGCCUCCAGGGUCACCAGGGUCCAGUCAACACGGUGCAGUGGUGUCCUGUGCCCCAGUUCAGCCAUCUUCUGUUGUCGGCCUCCAUGGACAAGACCGUCAUGAUUUGGGAUGGUGUGGAGAGUGGGCGGUGCCUUAAAGUGUGCUCCUCCCAUUCGGGGGCAGUGCGAGAUGCCUGUUGGUUGCCCUGUGGCCGACGCCUCCUGACUGGAUCCUUUGACAACACGGCCAUGUUGACCGACGUGGAAACGGGGCAGCCGAUCGCGAAGGUGGGGAACCAGUUUAAGGUGAUGUGCUUGGCCAUUCAGCCCGACAACCCGGAAGUGUUCCUGUGUGGGGGUUACAGUGCAGAGGUUAAGGCCUGGGACAGCCGUACUUGCAAGGUGGAGAGGGUGUUCCGAGCAGGGAUCCAGCAAACUCUGGCCAUCCUGUUUCUCACCGGGGGCAAGGAGUUUGUGACCAGCAGUGAUUCGGUCAGCCGGGACUCAGCUGAGCGCACGCUUAUCGCCUGGGACUUCCAGACCACGGCCAAGGUCUCCAGUCAGAUCUAUCAUGAACGCUACACGUGCCCCAGCCUAGCCCUUCACCCCCAGGAGGACUCUUUCGUGGCACAGACUAAUGGCAACUACAUGGCCCUGUUCUCUAGCCUGCGGCCUUACCGGAUGAACAAGAGGCGGCGGUAUGAAGGACACAAGGUUGAGGGCUACGCCGUCCGGUGUGACUUCUCUCCGGACGGGUCGGUGGUGGCCACGGGCAGCUCCACGGGCAGUGUCCACUUCUACGACCAGCGGAGCGCCCGAACCCUGCAGACGCUACACGCCCACCAGCAGGCCUGUGUGGGUGUGUCCCUACAUCCGGUUCUGCCCGCGGUGGCGGCGACAAGCGACUGGGGCGGCGAGAUCAAGACCUGGCAGUGACUGGUGCAGUGGGAGGGCAAAGAAAAUGGAUUCCUUUUUAUAAAUACGUAUUUAUUUGUUCGGCCGUUUUAGGCUUUCUUGCACAGGCAAGAGGCGAUUAGAUGGGAUGGAUUUGAACACUUGUUGCAGGAGUACAUGGGUUCUAGAGGCGGCGGCCUAGACCCCCGGACCGCCCUCAACUGAGAUCUUUGUACAACACAGUAUCAUCGCACAGAGCAGCUCCUCGGGCAGUGUCCACUUCUAGGAAAUCCGAACGUCUUUUCUAGCUGCACGCUAAAAUGUGCCUCCGUUUUAAGUGUGUUGGUUGGCUCAUGUCAUAUCUUCAACUGAAUCGAUAGGCAAACAUUUCAAAUGUUCCGGGUUUCUUUGGUACGGUUUACUGAUUGAGGAAUGAGUGUAAAGGAGGCUCAUUCAUCACGUUGUUGAGGAAGGGCUUCAUGAACCUCAACUUGAUGCAUUUGUUUGGGAGUCAUUGGCAGAUAAGAAUAUUGAAACCUUCUCUGUUCUGUUUACAGCAGAUUUAAGGAUCGAUACUGACCAUUAAGGAAUACUCAACAAAAGCCAUUCUGGUGUGUCUUUUGCGUUAACAUUUGUGCAAUUGCCCCACAGAAAAAUUUAUUGUAUCACAAGGUUAUGUUUUUGUCAGACUGUAGCAGGCUUUUCUGUAAUUACUUAUAUGGGCUUUCCUCCAUUCAUAUUUAUUUUGAACCUGACAAACUUCUCAACUCCUACCAAUGACAAGCGUACCUGUAACACGACACAGCCCUCAAAAUACAAUCAGAUAAUUAACACACUUUCCAGAUGCAUUUAUUGCCUUGUAUAACAACGCAGUACAUAUAUACUUAUAUAUACACACACACACAUAUACAUAUAUAUACACACAAACCGCUUCGGAA